UCUCAGAUUCCCGGUCCGUCUCCGUCUGCGAACCGCCCGUCGCUGAACCUCCCCGGACCGCCCAUUUCACACGCCCCGCCCCCUCCUUCAAGGCGUCCUGGACAGCCGGAUCUCAGCCUCCCCGGCCAGCCCUCACGCCCUCCUAGUAAUGCGGGCUUCGGGGGCCAGGGAGGGGCCAGUUUCCCUUCCUUGCAGCCUCCUCCUCCCCCUCCUCAACCGAACUUUCCUUCCUCGCUGCCUCCUCAACCUCAACCCACCUUCCCUUCCUUACAACCUCAACCUGCUCAGCCCCAACAACCUAAUUUUCCUUCCCGGCUACCCCAGCAACCGAACUUCCCCGGGCAGCAACCGACCUUCCCCGGGCAGCAACCGACCUUCCCCGGGCAGCAACCGAACUUCCCGGCAACCGAAUUUUCCCGGCCAGCAACCCCAGCAGCCGACCGUCGACCAGGACUCUGCCCCGGUGAAGGUCGGAAUCCCUGCAGAGGAAGAGUGUGGCUUCCUCUUCUCCAGCACAAAGAACACGGUCGGGAGGGACGACUCCGAGUGGCGUCCUUGGCUGGUGGCGCUGGGGCGGCGUGAGGGCGGCGCCUUCCAGAUCACGUGCGGCGGCGCCCUCGUCACCCGCCGCCACGUGCUCGUCGCGGCGCACUGCAUGGCCUCGCCGCGCCUGCCCAAACCGACUCACGUGCGUCUGGGGAAUCCUCACUCGGCGAGGACCAACGACCCGUCCCUGGACCUGGAACUGGCCAUAGCGGACUUCGUGGACGCGGGAUACGACCUCAAGAACCUGGGGAACGACCUCGGGCUCGUCACUCUGGAACGCGACGCGCCCUUGAACGACCUGAUACGGCCCGUGUGUCUGCCGUACAGAUUCAUGUACGAUGGGUUCCGGUACCAGGAGGUGGACGUCACGGGCUGGAGUCAGUCGGCCACAUCGCUUCGAGGCGCCGCCGAGCCAGCGCAGCUCGUGCUCUCCCGCGCGGCCGUGGUUGGCCUCGGCGUCUGCGAGAACACGUUCCAGAAGGAGGUGGAGAGCCUGGCGCUCAACAACCAGCAGAUGUGCGCGGUGGUGGCGGAGGAUCAGCCGUGUCUGAACGACAACGGCGCCCCCGUGACCUUCCUGGAUGACGUCACGACCAACAGGCACUUCCUGGUGGGGUUGACGUCGUUCGGGUACGGCUGCGAGAAGCCCUUCCUUCCGGGCGUGUACGUGCGGGUGGGCCUUCCUCGACUGGAUUGAGAAGAAUAUAUAAAUGGAUAAAGAAGGGAA
This is a messenger RNA of Penaeus vannamei (Pacific white shrimp), 1273 nucleotides long. Lineage: Eukaryota; Metazoa; Arthropoda; Malacostraca; Decapoda; Penaeidae. The record is from RefSeq and is a predicted model, not a curated record.